AUGGACGUGUCUGACCCGGCAACCCCCGGGCGAGAGCCCAGCGCACGAGAGCCGCCUGAACCAACCGACGGCGAGCAGCAAGUAUCACCGCGCCGAGCCUCUCGCACAUCCGAAUCGUCGACUGAGGAUGGCUACCGCAUGAGCCCAGCUGCUGCGAGGCGGUUCGCCCGUAGGAAUAUGCGGAGGACCUCACCGACGCCAGAUCUCGUCACCAGCCUCGUCCGCCCCCCUUCGCCCGAGGCAUUCUACCUCCCCGACCAAUUCCGCCAAAACAAUGCGAGAUUAGACUAUGGUGGCCCCUCCAUGGUGAGGCUGCGGCCAAUUACUGGCGGUCGUGCCUUGGUUCACUCUCCCAGGCGAAGGUCGGGUCCAUUACAGUCUCCUCAUCCGUCAUCACUCGAUAUCCCCAACAAGUACGGUGGGAAUUGCAUAUUUGACAUGUACGCCCUCACAUACGUCGUGGAACCGGAUCCCAGCCUGCUUUGUCCGAUAUGCCACGACCCACUGGUAGAUCCGGUCACUACACCCUGCGAUCAUACCUUUUGUUACAGGUGUCUCCGGAGAAGCAUUGAGUCGAGCCCAUCUGGGACUGCCUGCCCCAUUGAUAGAGAACCGCUUCUCUGGUCCGACUGUUUCAGCGCCGAGAGGCUGGUGCGCACACAGCUCAACAGCCUGCUUGUCAAGUGCCCCAAUCGUAACCGGGGGUGCAAUAAGCAGAUCCGGCGUGAGGCGAUAGAAAGCCACGCUAGAAUCGAUUGCCGAUUCAAGGACUACCCAUGCCCAGACGCUGAGUGUGAUAAGCGUGUGAGGGACAAAAGCGCCGACGGCAAAUGUCUGCAUGACGAGAGCCCGUGCAAGUACUGCCAUGAGGCCGUGGAGGAGGCAGAGAAGGAGUGGCACUUAGUGUCAUGCCCCAAAACAAAGACUCGGUGCGAAGCCUGCUGGCAGCUUGUGUCCAAAGCUUCCAUGACUGAACAUCACGAACUCGAGUGUGACGGUGCCGAGGUCGCAUGUACAUAUAACGACCUGGGUUGCCCCGUUCGGAUGGAGCGUGGCCAUCUGGCAGAGCACACUCUCACAUGUGCCUUUCAUCCCGACACGGCGUCGGGCAUUAUCAUCAGAUCUCAGCGCGAGCUUAUUCAAACCUACAGCGAUUUAUCGACCCGCAUGCAGGAUAUGCAAAAGGUCCAGGAGGAGACGGCACAGCGCCUUGAACUGCUGACCAAGGCGGUAGAAAAGUCCGGCCCGAUCAGCACCAGCGGCGUGAGCGAGAACAGGACGAUCCAAGACCUGGAUGCGGGCUUCGAGGAGGUACAUCAGAACCUAACUCACCUGGAAGCGCGGCAGAGCAUGUGGACGCUGAACCAGGUCAUGCCCAUAAGAGAGGAAGUGGCUGAGCUUCGGAACAAUGUCAACAUGAUUCGCAUGCAUCUCAACUGGCUGAGAAGCCGCGAGGAAGGCAGGAUGAGGGCUGCCAACAACAUGACCAAUUCGGCCGACAGAAACCCUGUUCUCACUGAGCGACGGCGUUCGUCCAACCCCGAUAUGGAUAUUCCACAGCAGCCCCCAGACGCCUGCCUGAAGCACUUAUCGAUAGUUCGCACGUCAUUCCCCCACAGCCGCGCCUGCAGUCGCCAACACCUUCUGCCCGUCCGUGCGCGCCCCAUGGAUCCCAACGAGAAUCCCCCUUCAUGGGUCGGCGGAGAUGGUCCAGAUAAAGAGAAGAUGGAGCAGAUCCGAGCCAGACGUCUCGCCAAGCUUGGCUCCUCGGCGCCAGCUGCUCCUAAAUCAGAUGAUGCCAGCAGUUCGACCGGCGGACAGCCCCGGAAGCCGUCAUCGCCAGCUCCAUCUGCAUCUUCGUCCUCCUCAGCCCCCAAGCCCGCCGUCGCAGGAGCUCCGAGCUCGAACCCCUUCUCAAGAUUAGGCACUGAUGAUGGCAGCCGUAAAGCAUCGGACCAGACAAGCUCAACAGGUACACCUCGUCCCUCCCGCAAGCGGCCAGCAUCCGAUAAUGUUGACGUUGGCUCUCCAGCUCCGCCACACAGACCGACCCCCCCUCCGGCCGAGUCAGACGAGGACUAUGCGAACCGCGUGCUCUCCCAGAUCUUCCGCAUCACCGUCAAUCCGCAUCAGAUGGCCAGCUCGGGCGGCCAACGGUUGAUAUUCCUGCCCGGCCUGAACGAGGAGUUGAACGAGGCACGCGAGCCCUUGAAGAUCACAACAGCCAACCUGGACCAGGCCGUCCUCGAAGCUGCGAGCUCAUUGCCCCAAGACAAACCUCUGAUGGAUUUCCUGCUGCCGUGCUGGAAGCGUGCUGUCAAAGCUGCUUCCUCUUCUAGGUUCCCGACCGGCCCCAAGCACGAGGUUCACGAGGAAUCAAAGCGGCUGGCCCUCAGUCACUGCCUCUUUUCAUUGACGCUGCCGGACCUCUACGGACGGGGACCCAAUCCUAACCACGAUUCAUUGCUGCCAUAUAUCUUGAGAGGUGUUUUGGAUGAGAAUGGUCUCGAUCUCGAAUUCUACAAGGAGGCUAUUAAACGGUUUGAUGAUGACGAGGCGGUCCCAUCCCUCUUCACUGAUUCCAUGGUCAAAAUCAGCACCCGUCUAGGAACCAUGUCGAUGGAAGAUGACUAUCGACCUUACGUUCAGGCAUUGUUGGUUUAUGCACGGUUCCCGGUAUUGAUCACAAACUUGGCAAAACAUCCCACAUUCAACAUGGCGCAAUCGGCCCCGGGUAUUGAGAAACACACAUUGCUUGGUCCCUUCUUCCGUCUGUCGCCUCUCCAGCCAGAGGCUAUCCGUAGUUACUUCCCCGGGGCACGGACGCUGGACAAGUCAAGAAUCGCAAACGCGCAGGAUUCUCUGCGUAUGGUUUUACGGACACACCAAGACGACUUAUUCGUAAUUGCUAAUGCAUUCAUUCGAGCUGGUCUCGAAACGCGGAGCCGUACCUUGGACUGGUUUGCUUAUGUUAUGAAUAGCAACCACAAACGGAGAGCGCUUCAAGUUGACCCGCGCGAAGUGGCCUCGGAUGGUUUCAUGCUGAACAUCACCACGAUACUGGACAGGUUCUGUGAGCCUUUCAUGGAUAACGACUUUAGCAAGAUUGACAAGAUUGAUGUCCGGUAUUUCAAGCGAAAGCCGCGAGUCGAUAUCAAGGAUGAGACCAAGAUCAACGCCGACCAAGCGGCGGCGGAUGAGUACUACUCGCAAACUGAGGCUGGUGAAUCCAACUUCAUUUCGGAGGCCUUCUUCCUCACUCUUGCCGCACAUCACUACGGUAGUGAGGCAGCAAAUUCACAGCUGAAGAACCUGGACCGGGAGAUUAAGUAUCUGGAAAAGCACAUCAAGGCCAUGGAGGCAGAGCGCCCUAAGGUGGCCAAUGUCCCUGCUCAGCUCCGACUUUUUGAAGAGACCCUCAAGCGCCGCACUACUGUUCUAGAAAAGACAAUCGCUUUGAAGCAUGCCAUCGAGGGUGUCCUCCUCGACGAACGUAUGCAGAGUACCUCUCUUCGUUUCAUGCGAUACGUUGCGGUUUGGCUGUUGCGUCUUGCAACGGGAUCUGAUUAUAAGCCUGGACAAGAGAGCCAACAAAUCAGCCUCCCAUUAUCAGCCGAGCAACACAACGGUGCAUUCGCGUGCUUGCCCGAGUAUGCUCUUCAGAACAUCGUAGACAACUUCAAAUUCGUGUUCAGGUGGCUACCAAACAUUCUGCUCAGCGCCGUUGGCGAAGAGCUGAUCGCACUCUGCGUUACACUCUUGCGUUCAUCAGAAUACAUCAAAAACCCCUACCUUAAGUCUUCUCUCGUCACACUUCUGUUUAGUGGAACGUGGCCUUUCAUGCACUUAAAGAAGGGUGUUUUGGGUGACCAGCUGAUCGGCAUGAAGUUUGCCAACGACUAUCUUUUGCAUGCUCUCAUGAAGUUCUACAUUGAAGCCGAGUCGACAGGUGUCAACACACAGUUCUACGACAAGUUCAAUAUUCGUUAUGAAAUUUUCCAGGUCAUCAAAUGUGUCUGGGUCAAUGAUGUGUACAGGCAGCAACUGACCCGUGAAAGCCACGUUAACAAGACAUUUUUUGUGCGCUUCGUCAACUUGUUGCUCAAUGAUGCAACCUAUGUCCUGGAUGAAGCAUUCACGAAGUUCCCCAAAAUUAGAAUUAUCGAGAAAGAAUUAGAGGAUCCCACGCUCUCUGCAGAGGACAGACAAAAGAAGGACGAGGAACUACAGACUCUGGGGAGCCAGGCCACGUCGUACAUGCAACUCGCUAACGAGACUCUGGAGAUGAUGAAGUUGUUUACCGAAGCACUCGGAGACUCUUUCACAAUGCCCGAGAUUGUCACUCGUCUAGCCAGCAUGUUGAACUACAACCUCGACACCCUUGCUGGAAAGAAGGCCGGUGCAGAGCUUAAUGUCUCUAACCGAGAGAAGUACCACUUCCGACCUAUUCAGCUAAUUUCCGACUUUGUCUGGAUCUACCUAAAUCUCGCGUCGUCAAAAGUUUUCAUUGAUGCUGUUGCCGCAGACGGCCGAUCCUACAAGCCCGAGGUCCUGGAUCGGGUAAGCAGAAUCCUGCAGUCCCGGAACCACAUGGACCCGGCCGAUAUUGGACGAUGGAAUAUCCUCAAGGCCAAGUUCUUCGAGUCCAAGCAAGUGCUGGACCAGGCCGAGCUUGAUCUUGGUGACAUCCCAGCCGAGUUCGAGGACCCCAUCAUGGGCGACCUCAUGACCGACCCAGUCCUGCUGCCCAGCAAGCACAUUGUUGACCGUUCAACGAUUGCUCAGCACCUUCUCAGUGACCCCAAGGACCCAUUCACCAGACAGCCCAUGACGGUGGACGAUGUCAUCCCACAGGAUGAGCUCAGAGAGCAGAUUGAGAAGUGGAAGGAGGAGAAGGUCAAGGCGGCCCGGGAGAAGUUUGAAGCUACUGCCAUGGACACGAGCGAGUAG
This is a messenger RNA of Clonostachys byssicola, 4950 nucleotides long. NCBI's taxonomy places the organism in Eukaryota, Fungi, Ascomycota, Sordariomycetes, Hypocreales, Bionectriaceae. The record is from the annotation of a GenBank genome assembly.